AUGGCCUCGAAAAACACCGUUCUACCUCUGUUGAGGCGUGAACUCCGAUCUACCUCUCGAUUCUCACGAUGCUCCUCCAUCCCCGCCAUUGCCACCCCGGCUCGUCAACAGACGCAGUCUAGAGCCUUUGGCACACGGUUAGCGCAGCGCACAACACUCUUCCAACCAACCCAGACCCGCGCCUUUUCGCAAUCCCUAUCAAAACGCUUCACCGACGAGAAUGGUGACUUUGAUCCUCGCUCAUUGGAGCGCGAGUCAGAUGACGUGGACGUAUGCAUCGUCGGUGGUGGUCCCGCCGGUCUUGCCGCCGCCAUUCGCUUGAAGCAGCUUGCCAACGAGGCAGGAAACGAGGAAUUCCGUGUUAUUCUGUUGGAAAAGGCUGGUGAACUGGGUGCCCAUAUCGUUUCCGGAAAUGUUUUACAGCCAACCGCCCUCAAUGAGCUGCUUCCCGACUGGCUAUCUGAGGAUAACCCCUCGCGCUUCGAGGGAGCGACCCCCGCCAAGGGUGACAAGAUGCGCUUCUUGACUAAGAACGGCUCCUACCCCCCUCCCUACCCCACCACAGAUUGGUUGGGCGAGCGUGCUGAGGAGGUUGGUGUGGAGGUUUACCCUGGGUUCGCGGCCAGUGAGAUGGUCUACAGCUCGGAUGGUGCGGUGAAGGGUGUUGCGACAAAUGAUCUGGGACUCGGUCGGGAUGGCAAGCCCAAGGAGACCUUCGAGCGCGGAAUGGAGUUCCAUGCCCGUGUGACGCUUCUCGCUGAGGGCUGUCAUGGCAGUUUGACCAAGCAGGUCUCGAAGAAAUAUGAUCUCCGACGCGACAGCCAGCCACAGACAUACGGUCUUGGAAUCAAAGAGAUCUGGGAGAUCCAGCCUGAGAAGUUCCGCUCUGGCGAGAUCACUCACUCUAUGGGAUAUCCCCUCCCCAAAGACACAUACGGUGGAGCAUGGAUGUACCACUUCGGCGACAACAUGGUGAGUAUUGGCCUGGUGGUCGGACUGGACUACCCGAACCCGUGGCUCUCCCCUUACGGAGAGUUCCAGAAGAUGAAGCACCACCCGAUGUUCAAGGAAGUUCUCGAGGGCGGCAAGUGCAUCUCAUAUGGUGCCCGAGCCCUGAACGAAGGUGGUUUCCAAUCAAUCCCCAAAUGUGCCUUCCCCGGUGGUGCCUUGAUCGGUGACACUGCUGGCUUCUUGAACGUACCCAAGAUCAAGGGCACUCACACUGCGAUGAAAUCGGGUAUGCUGGCAGCCGAGGCCACUUUCUCAGCACUCCAGAGCGAGAAUGAAGGUACCGUUUUCCUGUUCGACUACGAGAAGUCUCUACGGGACUCGUCUAUUUGGAAGGAGCUGUCUGAGGUCCGUAACAUCCGGCCUUCAUUCAACUCUCCGCUCGGUUUCUUCGGUGGACUCCUCUACUCCGGUCUGGAAGCCUAUAUCUUCAAGGGUCGCGUACCUUGGACUCUCAGCCAUCACGGCACGGAUGCCGCAGCUACCAAGCCCGCGUCUGAAUAUGAAAAGAUCGAAUACCCCAAGCCAGAUGGCGAGAUCAGCUUCGACAUUUUGACUAGUGUGAGCCGCACAGGCACCAACCACGAGGAGGACCAACCCGUUCAUCUGCAGGUGGAGGACUGGGAUAAGCACAAGGACAUCGCCUGGCCCAAGUACAAGGGUGUGGAAAACCGGUUCUGUCCCGCAGGCGUCUACGAGUACGUGGAGGACCCGAGCAAGGAGCACGGAGUCCGGUUCCAGAUCAACGCUCAAAACUGCAUCCACUGCAAGACUUGUGACAUCAAGGUGCCUACGCAAGAUAUCAACUGGCAGACGCCCCAAGGUGGAGAAGGACCCAAAUACAUGCUGACCUGA
Molecule: messenger RNA, 1863 nt
Organism: Penicillium brevicompactum
Lineage: Eukaryota; Fungi; Ascomycota; Eurotiomycetes; Eurotiales; Aspergillaceae
Product: electron-transferring-flavoprotein dehydrogenase
Exons: 4
Coding region: 1-1863 (620 amino acids)
Biological process (GO): electron transport chain
Cellular component (GO): mitochondrial inner membrane
Molecular function (GO): electron-transferring-flavoprotein dehydrogenase activity; iron-sulfur cluster binding
Source: RefSeq, a predicted model, not a curated record